This is a messenger RNA of Zophobas morio, 2723 nucleotides long. Its product is annotated as glucose dehydrogenase [FAD, quinone]-like. The record is from RefSeq and is a predicted model, not a curated record. Gene Ontology annotation, molecular function: flavin adenine dinucleotide binding; oxidoreductase activity, acting on CH-OH group of donors. The transcript has 3 exons. The coding region runs from base 72 to 2342 and encodes 756 amino acids. NCBI's taxonomy places the organism in Eukaryota, Metazoa, Arthropoda, Insecta, Coleoptera, Tenebrionidae.
CAAAUAACAGUUCACUCGCUGACUAUUUAACGUUAAUACGAACCUGUUUUUUGAGCAGUUGGUCGAGCGAAAUGGACUGCGGAUGUGCGGCGCCCUACAUCGGUCCGUCCCUGGAGAAUACCUGCGGGGGCGGCGCCUUCGUACUCUUCAUGAGCCUCUUGGACACCUUCAUCCGCAAUAAGUGUGAUUUGUCGGAAAUCUGCCAAAGAGUGACCCCCAGGAGGCAACCCGAUGUAGAGUACGACUUUGUGGUGAUUGGCGGCGGCAGCGGAGGGGCGGCAGCGGCUGGAAGGUUGUCGGAGAUGGCGAACUGGAAGGUAUUGCUGAUUGAAGCUGGUGGCGACGAACCCCCGGGCUCACAGGUACCAUCAAUGGUGAUAAGUUACCAUGGGAACCCUAACAUGGACUGGAACUAUAGGACGGAACCAGAGAAAAGUGCUUGUCUUGGGUUCCCGGAGCGACGGUGCGACUGGCCUAGAGGAAAGGUGCUGGGUGGGUGCAGUGUGAUCAAUGGGAUGAUGUAUAUGAGGGGGCACCCAAAGGACUACGAUAACUGGGCAGCGCUGGGCAAUACUGGGUGGUCGUACCGGGACGUGCUUCCAGUUUUCAAAAAAUCGGAAGACAACCAGCAGAUUGGUAACGUCGUGGAGAGUGCGUACCAUGCCACUGGAGGGCCCAUGACUGUGUCCAGAUUCCCGCAUCAUCCCGAGCUGGCAGAUGAUGUUUUAACGGCUGCCAGAGAAUUAGGGUAUCCUGUUAGCGAAGAUCUCAAUGGUCGACAGUACUCAGGGUUUACCAUAGCCCAAGCAACCAUCAGAAACGGCUCGCGCCUCAGCAGCGCCCGUGCGUUCCUCCGCCCGGCUCGCUACCGCCCCAACCUGCACAUAAUGUUGAACUCCACCGCCACCAAAAUUCUUAUCAACCCCAGCGGCAACCAGAAGACCGUCAGUGGCGUCGAGUUCCUGUACAACAACAAACUCCACACCGUCCGAGUAAAACGCGAAGUCGUCCUCGCAGCCGGCGCCGUCAACUCUCCCCAGAUCCUCCUCCUCUCUGGCAUCGGCCCCAAAGCCGAGCUCGACAAGGUCAAGAUUCCCCAGGUACACGAGCUGCCAGGCGUGGGCAAGAAUCUCCACAACCACGUCACGUUCUACCUCACCUACCAAAUGAACAAGGAAAAGGCCGUCAACGACCUCGACUGGGCCACCGCCCUCGACUACAUCCUCAACAGGAGAGGCCCAAUGUCGUCCACCGGGAUGUCGCAGGUGACGGCGAGGAUCAACUCAAAGUACGCGGAUCCCUCGGGAGUACACCCUGACCUGCAGAUUUUCUUCGCUGGGUAUCUGGCGAAUUGCGCUCGAUCGGGGGAGGUGCGAGAGGCGAAGGAUCCCGAAAAGCCAGACGCUCCCAGGCACUUGACUAUCUCGCCGGUGGUGUUGCAUCCCAAGAGCAGGGGCUAUGUGGGACUGAAGUCGAAAAAUCCGUUGGAUCCGCCGCUCAUGUACGCUAACUAUUUGAAUGAAUCGGAGGACAUCGCGACGCUCGUUGAGGGGAUAAGGGUUACACAGAGGCUGGCGAAUACGAGGGUCCUGAAGGAGAAGUACGGACUGGAGUUGGAGAAGGAGGAGUAUGGGGAUUGCGGCACGAGAUAUGCAUACGACUCUGACGACUUCUGGCAAUGCGCCGCCCGCUAUUACACCGGUCCAGAAAACCACCAAGCCGGCUCUUGCAAAAUGGGUCCUUCCUCAGAUCCCAUGGCCGUGGUGGACCCCGAGCUCAGGGUCUACGGCAUCGAAGGCCUCAGAAUAAUGGACGCAUCAGUAAUGCCGGUUCUAGUUUCUGGUAAUACUCACGCCACUGUUGUCAUGAUUGCUGAGAAGGGUGUGGACCUAAUCAAACAGAAAUGGUUGGGUGGAAAUACGUUAGCUAACAGAUUUGGUAGUGGUAGUGCAGGAAGUGACAACCAAAACAGAAACACUGGGACUCAAGGGGGUUAUGGUGGUGGUCACCAGUAUCCCCAUCACCACUACUACCACAAUAAUCAGCAACAUGGGGCUAUGGGCUCAGGGUUCCAGCAUAGCGAGCAGUUUCACAAAACCCAUCCGUAUAUGCCUAAUCCGUUUGUGACGCAAAGACCACAGAGAACUUACAACCAACAGACUGCCUCUGGCUACCCGCAGAAUUAUCAGGGAUAUCAGCAGGGUUAUCAGGGAGCUUACCAGGGAGGUCAGCAGAGUUCUGGUGGACACUAUCAGAAUAAUGCCAGGAAGGGUCAGAGUUAUUCAGGGUAUCAGAGCGAUCAGGGCUACUCUAAUGACGGUAGUUACGAUUAUAAUGGAUAAUGAGGUCGUUGUUGCGAUGAAAUGUACUUUGGGAUUUAGUUAUAGCUUAAGAACGUGAUUUAAUUGUUCAGUGUUUGUGUCACUAGAUGCAAAUUUGUAUUUGCUGAGUAUAGAACAACAUGUGUUUUUUAAUGUAGGUAAUUAAAGUUUUCUCCACACGUUGCACUGUGGACUACUAAAAUCUAUAAGUUUGUUAAAUAUGACGAAAAUAUUACCUUUGUGAUAUGUUUUAGUAGGUAUUCAGUUAGAGCAAAGUAUUUGCUAAGGAUUGACAGCACUUUGUUUUAACUUUUGCUAGAAUUUAUUGUGAAGUACAAUAUAAAAGGAUAAAUCGAUUGAAGUACAGAUUUCUAUCCUUUACGAUUAAAAUACUCCAUAGAA